GUGAGAGGGAGAGGGAGGGAGGGAGAGAGAGAGAGGCAGGCGCGCGCGCUUCUACAGGAGCGAACCGGAGGAUUAGAAUCCGUUGCGUAUUUUCAGCCAGGGACAGGGCGAUGACGGCGGACGGUAUUGACGGCCUGGAGCGGUUUGACAGCCCCGGUAAAGGCAGGGGGCUGCGCGUGAACAGAGCAUACCGGGUGGGCGAGCUGCUCUUCGUCUGCCCCGCGUACUCACACGUGCUGUCCGUGAGCGAGCGCGGCUACACGUGCGAGCACUGCUUCGCGAGGAAAGAGGGUCUUUCAAAAUGUGGAAAAUGCAAGAAAGCUUUCUACUGCAACGUGGAAUGUCAGAGAGGCGACUGGGCGAUGCACAAGCUGGAAUGCUCGGCGAUGUGUUCGUUCGGGGAGAGCUGGUGUCCGUCAGAGACCGUCCGUCUGGCGGCUCGGGUAAUCACCCGCAUGAAAGUUCAGAAAGAGAAGAGCGCAUCAGAGAAACUGCUCCUGUUAAGUGAUCUGGAGGCCAACCUGGAUAAGUUGGAUAAUGAGAAAAGGGAGAUGAAUGAGGCAGACAUAGCCGAACUGCAUCACUUCUACUCCAAACAUCUGGACUUCCCUGAUCACCAGGCUCUGCUUACUCUGUUUGCUCAGGUGCACUGUAACGGUUUCACAGUGGAGGACGAGGAGCUCUCUCACAUCGGAUCAGCGGUGUUUCCAGAUGUUGCUCUGAUGAAUCACAGCUGCUGCCCCAACGUCAUCGUCACCUACAGAGGAACCUCAGCAGAGGUGCGAGCUGUGAAGGACAUCAGCCCUGGAGAGGAGAUAUACACCAGCUACAUCGACUUGCUUUACCCAACAGAAGACAGAAUGGAGAGACUCAGGGACUCGUACUACUUCACCUGCGACUGCAAAGAAUGUAAAACCAAAUCCAAGGACAAGGUAAAACUGAAGCUGAGAAAGGUGAACGGUGAUGAACCGCGCUCAGAGGAGAUCAGGGAAAUGCUUCGCUACGCACGAAAUGCCAUCGAAGAAUUCCGCAGAGCCAAACAGGACAAAACUCCUGCAGAGCUGCUGGAGUUAUGUGAGCUCAGCAUGGAAAAAAUGGGCUCCAUCUUUGAGGACUCCAACGUCUACAUGCUGCAUAUGAUGUACCAGGCCAUGGGAGUGUGUAUGUACAUGGAAGAUUACGACGGCGCCGUGAGCUAUGGAGAGAAAGUCAUAAAGCCGUUCAGGCAGUUGUAUCCAGCCUACUCCCUGAACGUUGCCUCUAUGUAUCUGAAGCUGGGGCGACUCUACAUGGCUCUGGACCGAUCGGCUGCAGGAUCCACAGCGCUCAAAAAGGCUUUGGCCAUUAUGGAGGUUGUUCAUGGAAAGGACCAUGUCUAUGUAAAGGAACUGCAGAAAGAGAUCAGCGCGCACCAAAAAUAAACGCACCCGCUAAAACGAAACCUCUUUGUUACAAUAAUGUAUUCAGCGAUGUGAAUCAAAGAGCUGAAAUUUUUUAUUUUCAUUUAUCCUCUAGAUUUCAUCUCUAGACUCAAAGUUCAAUUCUAAAAAUUGACUACUCCUAGCCAGGGGGUGGAAAGAGUACUGAAAUACUUCAUACUCGAGUAAAAGAGUAGCUUGUUUAAUAAUACUCAGAGGUAGUGAGUGUUUUUUUGUUUUUUUUUUUUUAAAUUGUGACUGUCUUUCUCCCUUAUCACACUAACUAAUCUUGUUAGCAUAAAACCAAAACUUAGCUCUAUAUGUUUCUUCAAAUAAGAGGCUGAUUCCUUAUUCUUGAACGGGCCUUGGAAGGCAAACUGGGCAUGACACGAGACCACUACUGCCCUUCUUGGUCUUGAUUUUGAAACGAUUUUGGACGUUCUGUUGUUUUGGCGUCCUCCACAUCUGCCCCAACGACCUGUAUGAUUAUUAGCCGUUUCCUAUGCAAUUUGAUAUGCUUGGCAAGGGAGAAUAAACAGUCGAAUUGCCAUCAGCGGAGUCCGAACAAUUAUUAAGGAGAGGGAAAUAACAAGUAGCAAGCACACUUGAGGCAAAGUAUUGUUACACAGCACUUAAAAUGUACACUCUUUCUAAACUACUUAAUAAUAAUGUACAAUUCCUGAGGAAAGAAAAACCCAGUUAAAGUAAUGGGAGUAUUUGUAAUUCAUUACUUUACUGCUCCUAACACACCUGAUCCAACUUAUGAAAGGCUGAAUAAUUAGCUGAUGAGGUUUGUAAAGAGCAGGAAACACACUAUAGUUUCCAGGAUCGGAGUUGAGAACCUUCUCUCGAGUAUUUAUGACUCUGUAAAAUUCAUUUAUUCAGAGAGUUGUCUUUUUGUACAGUGUAUCAAAUCAUCAGAACAAAAUGACAUGUUUAUUUUGGACUGUUCGUGUCAUGGAAAGGUUGUGUAUUUACGCAUAGUGAGAUUGUUGUGAACAAAAUCAGACAAUAAACGAAUUCAAGACUAGACGAUAAUAAGCUGGGAUUAAUCUUUCCACAUCGUAACCCCUCUGAUUAUCACACAAUCCUGUCGUAAAAACCGUCUGAGAGCCAGGAUCAGUGUUCAGGUCUAAUUUCUUAUAGCUAACCUGAAAGUGUGUGCUGUUUUCAUGUAGUGUUGGGGGUUUUUGUGGACUAAAGGAUGAUCAAGGACAGAAAUUCUGGUGAAUCUGUCAUAAUUUCUGGUGUCUCAUCCAUUUCCAGCACCAGUUUGGAUUAUAUUUGGCUUUGAAUUCCAACAAACGCAAUUAUAAACAAUAGCUGCGUUCAUUUUCCCGCAGUUUCUCUGACAUUUGACAUUUACGUUAAGAUUAUCUCAACUUUAUUCAAAUUAAGUUUAACAAAAUAAAGCAACGAAUCCAUAUGAUUGGCUCCAUCCUGUGCUGUGUGUGGUCCGACGUUACGUUAGUUCCCCACUCACAACUUUAGUUCCUACCUGCAAUUACUUCGCACAAAAAUGGAAGAAAAUCCUAUAAGCAUGGUUUAAUUUUAUCCUGUCAUAUACGACGUCUCGAUAAACAAAGAAAAAUAAAGCUUGGAAAGGAGUAGCAGAGAUUGUUUGGUGCCUCUGGUGAAUGUACUUAGCUAGCUACAGCUAGCUUGUUUGGCGGAUCUGAGAACGAUGCUAGUACGAAUCUGAGCAUGUAACAUGUAAAUGUUACACAGAUUAGUGUUAUUAAAUUUGUCUUUAACUAGUUAGCUUUAGAAGGUAUUUAUAGCUAGUUAUGUUCUCAUUGGAAACUACAAAAAACGCACAAGAUUAGCAGUCGCUACAUUCCCACGAGAGACAAACUACAAACAACAAGCAACGUGAGCUAUUUGUCGGUUAUUAGUGUGAACUUGGGUUUACUGUACACUCUUUACUGAAGUAUGUACGUAGUAUCUGGAUUUUCGUAGUAACGACUCAAAUCUCAAUAUUUUUGCACUAAACCAAUGAAGAUAGUUUAUGAUGUUCUACGACAACAUCUAGCAGUAUACCACAUUUUACUAAAUUCUCCAGCGUGAACAGACUAUUCAUACUACUCAUAUUAUUCAUACUACUCAUAUUAUUCAUACUACUCA
Molecule: messenger RNA, 3542 nt
Organism: Pangasianodon hypophthalmus (striped catfish)
Lineage: Eukaryota; Metazoa; Chordata; Actinopteri; Siluriformes; Pangasiidae
Gene: smyd2b
Product: SET and MYND domain containing 2b
Exons: 12
Coding region: 111-1421 (436 amino acids)
Cellular component (GO): nucleus
Molecular function (GO): protein binding
Source: RefSeq, a predicted model, not a curated record